AUGGAUGGCUCCACGACAGCAUCAACCACAGACUGUUCGAUUCAAGAACAGAAAUCUACAUCGAACCAUGGCGACCCUUGGCCGUUGACAUAUCGACUGGAAGAUAUGCUUCGUCGGGACCGUGAUUCGGGAUUCCCACCUCGAAAUCUGGGUGUGACAUGGAGCAACUUAACGGUGAAAGCAAAAAGCGCGGAAUCGGCAGUCAACGAGAAUAUCUUCACUCAAUUCGACGUGAUCGGUCGGAUGAAAAGAAGGCACCAGAAGCGUCCUCCGAAGGAGAUCCUCCACAAAAGUCACGGAUGUGUCAAGCCCGGGGAGAUGUUGUUGGUUCUUGGUCGACCAGGGUCCGGGUGCACCACGCUGCUGAAUAUGCUGGCCAACAGACGGGCUGGUUAUGACGAAAUUGAAGGCGACGUUUGGUAUGGCAAUAUGCGACAUGACGAAGCGAGCCAUUACAAGGGUCAAAUUAUCAUGAAUACCGAAGAAGAGAUCUUCUUCCCGACAUUGACCGUGGGACAAACCCUUGACUUCGCCACAAAGUUGAAAGUACCCCAGAAACUCCCCACGACAGUGCGCAACACGGAGGAUUACAGGGUAGAGAUGAAGGAGUUUCUGUUGGAAAGCCUUGGUAUCUCCCAUACGAAGGAAACAAAAGUUGGGGAUCCCUACAUUCGUGGAGUAUCCGGAGGAGAGAGAAAGCGUGUCUCGAUAUUAGAGUGCCUCGCCUCAUCCGCAUCGAUCUAUUGUUGGGACAACAGCACGAGAGGUCUCGAUGCGUCAAGUGCUUUGGAUUGGGCCAAGGCAAUGCGCGCAAUGGCGGACGUGUAUGGCAAAUCUAUGAUCGUCACGCUUUAUCAAGCAGGCAAUGACAUAUUCCAGCUUUUUGAUAAGGUCUUGGUACUUGAUGAAGGGAAGCAGAUAUACUAUGGUCCUGCCAACCAAGCACAGAAGUUCAUGGAGGAUCUGGGCUUUAUUAUCGACGAAGGUGCAAAAAUUGGUGAUUUUUUGACCGGCAUCACCGUUCCCACUGAGCGCCAGGUUCGACCCGGCUAUGAAUCUGUCUUCCCUCGAGACGCCGAGACCAUUCUUCAGGUAUACGACAAUUCAUCCCUUCGAGCACAAAUGGCAACCGAGUAUCAAUACCCAACCAGUGAAUCUGCUCAGAAAGACACCGGCAACUUCAAGGAUGCCGUGUCCACGGAGAGACAUCGCCCAGGAAGCGUCCACACUGCUGGUUUCACAAGGCAAGUAAGGGCCUGCGUCGUUCGUCAAUAUCAAAUUCUCCUAGGCGAUAAGAAGACUCUUGCCAUGAAGCAAGGUUCGACUUUGAUCCAGGCCUUGGUAGCCGGUUCUCUCUACUACCAAGCUACUGGGGACUCAACGGGACUCUUUCUGAAAGGAGGCGCAAUGUUUUGGUCUAUUCUGUACAACAGCAUGAGUGCCAUGUCCGAAGUGGUCGACUCUUUUUCCGGCCGUUUGAUGGUAAUCAAGCAUGGUGACUUUGCCUUUCAUCAUCCAGCCGCAUUCUGCGUAGGGCAGAUCACUGCGGACAUCCCCAUCAGCUUGGUUCAAGUUACCAUAUGGUCUCUGGUCGUCUAUUUCAUGGUGGGCUUGCAAAUGUCUGUCAGCGGUUUUUUCACCUACUGGGUUGUUCUUUUUGCAUCCAUUAUGAGUGGAACGGCAAUUUUUCGCGCCGUCGGAGCAACCUUUCGUAGCUUUGAUAGCGCAUCCAAGAUAUCAGGUUAUGUGGUCACUGUGAUGGCGAUGUAUGCAGGAUAUCAAAUCCAGUAUUCACAAAUGCAUCCGUGGCUAGGGUGGUUAUAUUGGCUCAACCCGGUCGCGUAUGCCUUUGAUUCAUUGAUGAGCAAUGAAUUUAACGGUCAAACAAUCCCGUGCGCUGGCGUCAAUCUGAUCCCUCGCGGUGAGCUCUAUUCGAACGUGGACUCUGCCCAUCAGUCCUGUGCAGGAGUUAGAGGCGCGGAGCCCAGAUCCAACGUGGUACUUGGAACUCAAUACUUGAGCGCCCUGUCAUACUCACAAGGGCAUCUCUGGCGAAAUUUCGGUAUUCUCUGGGCAUGGUGGGCUUUUUACGUGGCCAUCACGAUCUUGGCAACUAUACGUUGGCGUGAUGCUUCAGCGUCCGGUGCCACUCUUCUCAUUCCUCGCGAAAAGUUGGCCCAUCAUCGACGACCACACAAUGUUGAUGAGGAAUCACAAGCACACAAGCCUCUGAACAAUCAGCCAACCUCCGAAUCGACUACUCUUCCUGGCACAGAGAAAGAAGCAGAGAGCGUACAAUUAGUGAGAAAUACAUCAGUCUUCACCUGGAAAAACCUGACGUACACCGUGAGUACUCCAUCAGGGCCUCGCGUGUUGUUAGAAAACGUCAAUGGAUGGGUGAAGCCCGGUAUGCUUGGCGCUUUGAUGGGCGCAUCUGGGGCAGGCAAAACGACGUUGUUAGAUGUUCUUGCCCAGAGAAAGACAGAGGGUAGGAUAGAGGGAUCCAUCAUGGUAGAUGGUCGACCUUUAUCUCUAUCGUUCCAGAGGUCUGCGGGAUAUUGUGAGCAACUUGAUGUCCACGAACCAUAUGCCACAGUUCGAGAAGCUUUGGAGUUUUCUGCUCUUUUGCGUCAGCCUUCCUAUACUCCAAGAGCAGAAAAGUUGCGGUAUGUGGACGUCAUUCUGGACCUUUUGGACCUUCAUAGCAUCGCAGACACUCUUAUUGGAAACUCCACCAUCGGAGGCCUCAACGUUGAACAACGGAAGCGGGUGACCAUCGGGGUGGAACUGGUUGCAAAACCCAGUAUUUUGAUUUUCCUUGAUGAACCAACUUCAGGGCUUGACGGGCAGGCUGCAUUCAACACGGUCCGUUUUCUGCGUAGACUAGCAGAUCACGGCCAAGCAAUCCUGGUUACCAUUCAUCAACCCUCGGCUCAGCUUUUUUAUCAAUUUGACACACUGUUACUCCUCGCUCGUGGUGGCAAAACGGUCUACUUUGGCGAUAUUGGUCCGAGAGCUCAAACGCUGAAGGAUUACUUCGGGCGACAUGGUGCUCCUUGUCCAGCACAAAGCAACCCGGCGGACCAUGUAAUCGAUGUGGUAUCUGGUCGGCUAUCUUCCACCGAUUGGCAUCAGGUCUGGCUCCAAUCUCCCGAAUUCCACCGUUCAACAACAGAGUUGAAUACUAUCAUCGAAGAAUCUGCGUCGCGGGAGCUGGUGACCCGGGAUGAUGGCCAGGAGUAUGCAAUGCCCCUUUGGGACCAGACAAAGAUAGUUCUGCACCGAAUGAAUCUGUCCCUCUUUCGAAACAGCAACUAUGUUAAUAAUAAGAUAUACCUUCAUAUUGGGUUGGCGCUCUUCAAUGGCUUUUCUUAUUGGAUGAUCGGGAACAGUGUCAACGAUUUGCAGCUGCGCAUUUUCACCAUAUUUGUGUUUAUGUACGUUGCCCCGGGCGUGGUCAAUCAACUGCAGCCCCUAUUCAUUGAGAGACGGGACAUAUACGACACGCGCGAAAAGAAAUCUCGAAUGUAUUCUUGGAAGGCCUUCGUGACUGGCCUCAUCGUCUCCGAAUUCCCCUACCUAUGUGUCUGCGGUGUCCUCUAUUUUGUAUGUUGGUAUUAUACUGUGGGGUUCCCUGCAGAAACCAACAAGGCUGGUGCAUCCUUCCUGGUCGUCCUGCUGUAUGAAUUCUUCUAUACGGGCAUGGGUCAAUUCAUUGCAGCAUAUUCCCCGAAUGCUGUGUUUGCAUCGCUUGUCAAUCCCUUGGUGGUCGGGAUUCUUGUAUCCUUCUGCGGUAUUCUUGUGCCCUAUGGACAAAUUGUGCCCUUCUGGAGAUACUGGAUGUAUUAUUUGAAUCCAACCAACUACCUGGUCGGCAGUUUGCUCACUUUCACCAUCUUCGACGUCGAUGUGCAAUGCACGGAGAGUGAAUAUGCCGUGUUUGACCCACCCGCCAAUGCCACCUGUGGUGAGUAUUUGGCGGGCUUUCUGAACGAAUCCGAUGCCAAUCUGGUCAAUCCGGAAGCCACCCACGGGUGCCGUGUCUGCUCGUAUACCAAGGGAAGCGGAUAUCUUGAGACCCUGAACCUGAACGACUUCUACUAUGGUUGGCGAGACGUUGGGAUUUUCGUCAUUUUCGUCUUCAGUUCCUAUGGAUUGGUGUACUUAUUCAUGAAACCCUGUUCCGACUCCAUCAAUUUUACAAAACUUGAAUUCUUCCUCGCUGUUAUCCUAUAUGGCGAGGGUCGAUGGCUUCUGAUCUUCGUUCUUUGUGAUCAUAAGAAUGAGGAGCGUUGCCCCGGAUGGACUACACCAUCCGAGGGCGCUGUGGGCAGGAAGGAUGCCGUGAAAGACGGUACUAUCUUGACGAGGGUCUCUGGUUUUGGGCGGCAAGUCGAAGCAGAGCAGGAUCAAUUUGGAACACAGGGCAGGAAAAAUCGAAUUAAAAAGGUGGCUGCAGAGAAACUCCACAGAACCUACCGUGGUCGCCGCGCUUACACCCUCUUCUUGCAAGUUUACCAAUUCAUUCUCUGGAAGCAAUGCUAUGCCUUGGUCCAGGUUCGGGGGUUUCCCGAGCAAUUCGAGAGUAUUGUCCGUGAUUUGUGGACUCUUCGAUUGGAGACUUAUUCCGACAAGAUCAAAGAAAUUCCGGAAGAAGAUGAUCAGCCCGAAAUGUUCAGCUCGCAACCAAAUACAGAUGUUGAGAGCGAACCUGAAGACUUCAAGCCCAAAUCGAAAUGGCCCAGGCUAAUUGACACCGUGGGUCUUUGUUACCUAGCGGCUCUACUUAUGAGAAUUCCCGUCAGUAUCUGUGAUAUGCACUGGAUGAUUGUCCGUGGUGAAAUACCCUACAUACGGGUGGUAAAAGACAUCCCUCGCGAAAUGAGAGACAAGCUUCCACAGGAGUACCUCUCAAUUAUUGAAACAAGCGCUCAUCCAAGCCGAGCAACUCCACAAAGCCGUAUCAGAGCUAUUGCUCUUGUACCAUCACAAGUUCAGCGUACAAUUUCCGCCAUUGAAUCAUCCACCCCUCUUAUAUCGUUUUAUCAGAAGACUCGCACUUCCAAGUAUGAUUCUCCUGUCCCUUCAACCACGGUUUCCUCUAGCUCUAACCCGCUUCCAGUUGAGAUAUAUCCUUCUAUCAAACGACUACAAUCUCUUUUAGGUUUCUCUUUUGAGUACCAAACACGAACUGGCAAGAGGAAGGCAUUUGACUUGCCUGAGAUACAAUUAAUGGCCCUCAUUGUCAUAUCCACCAAACUUCAUUUUCCCUUUGACGACAUUAAAAGAUACCCUAGCUCGGCACAAGAACCCACGACCCAGACAAUAAAUUGGAACACCUGGAUCCAAGCUCAGAGAGACUUCGACCGUCACGAAACGUCUGGAGGAAAACUUGGAAAGGGAAACGAGAUCCAACUGAAAGAGGAUAAGGUAUUCGACAUGACACCCAGUCAACUCGAUGAGUACAUGGAUUGGUAUGAGAACAGCUGGCUGGAUAUCAGCAAAGCGAAAAAUCCAUUAGCGGAUCUAUUCCCAACAAACCCAGGGGCCGGAGAAAACCAGCCUUCGGCGGCGGCGGCGGCGGCAGCAUCGAUACCAGCUCCAGCAACUUCAGCUGAAGAAGAUGAAAAUGAAGCGAUGAGCACAAUGGUGCAGACAGUCACCAGUCAGCUGAAGUCUCGGAGGGUAAUCGACGAUGGCAAUGCACAUGUUCCUCGUCCGGGCACCUCAUAUCCGCGUUAUCGGAUGGAGUCUAACCUAUCAGAGGCCGCAAGACCAUUCUACGAAACAGCGGCAAAAGUUGUUGGGGUGUCCCUCAUAACUCUCAGCAGGGCUGUGUAUCAUGCGGAAACCAGAAUUUCUCGUUGGCUGGAAGAUCAGAGGCGAGUUGGGUAUUUUGUAGACCAUUCGGAAAUGGAUGUUGCUGAUGAUGAUGAUAAUUCGGAUGCUGCGGAGGAAAUCGACGAUCAUUCUAUGGCCGAUGUAGAGUCCUGA
Molecule: messenger RNA, 5994 nt
Organism: Aspergillus affinis
Lineage: Eukaryota; Fungi; Ascomycota; Eurotiomycetes; Eurotiales; Aspergillaceae
Exons: 8
Coding region: 1-5994 (1997 amino acids)
Biological process (GO): transmembrane transport
Cellular component (GO): membrane
Molecular function (GO): ATP hydrolysis activity; ABC-type transporter activity; ATP binding
Source: RefSeq, a predicted model, not a curated record